Molecule: messenger RNA, 5307 nt
Organism: Daldinia vernicosa
Lineage: Eukaryota; Fungi; Ascomycota; Sordariomycetes; Xylariales; Hypoxylaceae
Product: P-loop containing nucleoside triphosphate hydrolase protein
Exons: 9
Coding region: 1-5307 (1768 amino acids)
Biological process (GO): regulatory ncRNA-mediated heterochromatin formation
Cellular component (GO): nucleus; nuclear RNA-directed RNA polymerase complex
Molecular function (GO): zinc ion binding; helicase activity
Source: RefSeq, a predicted model, not a curated record
AUGGCACCCUCGGGAGCAAUGAUCCCGAAGGCUUAUGAGGGCAAGCCUUCAGCCUUCGGCUUCAAACUACCUCAAUUCUUUCAGAUCGCUCGUGAUCUAACAAUAACUGAGCUUGCGACGGAUCCAGGAGUCCUAGCAGUGCGCGAAAUGAUUGACGAGCAGAUUCAAUUUUGCAAUACUGACGUCAAACGUAUAACUCUCUGGCGUACUUGCGUUUUACCCUUCUUUCAAACACUCACUGAGCAGAGAGUAAGCCAUUCGGCUAUCUUAGAAGCGCAUACCGGGACUAUUUAUAAUGUUGUUUUCGGUCACGAUGCUUCCCGUCUGGGAAUUCUCUUCGGUUUCUUGAUUGAACUCGCCGCAAAAUGGACAUCGCCGCUUGUGACAAAUAACGACGGAUCGAAAGCACAAUUCCUAGAACUUUGCUGCACAAUAUUAGCCAAGACGAUUAGUUACAAUUCCCAAGCACUUGUAAACGAGAAAGUCCCGCCGAUUGUGAAUCAAAUAUCGAAAUUCGUUGAUGAUGUUGACCAGUGUGGUCGUAACUUUUGGACCUUACAAGCAAAGAAUCACCUCGAGUAUAUUCAGCGUCGUCUCAGCAUCAUCAAAGAAGCCCCGGAGAAUGUUGCCCCAAAACCCCAACCCUCCGGACAUGCCAAGUUCGUAUUGCGUCGAGAUCUUCCUGGAAAUUUGUCUCCUGAAGGUCCACGUCACGACAAUGAUCAUGAGGAUAUAACAAAAAUUCGAAUUCUACCAACGAUGUCAGAGAUCACGGCCACUCGUUCAGAUUACCGGCCAGUUCAAGAUCCUUCACAGCUACACUUGCCUGGAAUCCAGGGGUUAAUUGACCGCCACUUCCGACUUGUUCGAGAAGAUAUGGUUGGUCAGUUGAAAGAUUGUAUUAGCGAGGAGCUGCGUCUUCUUGAACAUCCAGAGAAUAAAGCUAUCAUCAACCAACGGAGUCGUAUCCGCACAAACUCAUAUAACAUUGUAGAUAUCGUUGAUAUCAAAUGCACACGACGAUGCGGAUUGGAGUUUCAUUUGAAAAUCGAGCAGCCUUUUUCUGCAGCAAAAUUGUCAAGUGAAGCACGAGCGGAUUGGUGGAACCUGUCGAAACGUCUAGAGAUAGGCGCUUUAGUGUGCCUCCUAGAGAAGGAUACCGCCGUCUUUUGUGUUGUAGCUGAAUCUACAUUGAGACCAGAUCCAAUUCGCACGCAUACACAAAAUACGGCUAUGAAUAUCAUCGAGAAACGCAACCUUCACAGCAACAAGCAUUUUGCAUACGUAAAUCUGAAUCUAGCUGAGCCGAAUGAAGUGGAUCUCAAGAUUAUGCUGUCGGCAUCGCAGUCCGACGAACCUAUCAGGAGAUCCUUAGUGGAAUUUCCUGGAAUUCUUCUGCCCUCAUUCAAACCUACUUUAUCAGCCCUCCAACAGAUAUUCAUGACUCUAGACCUCCCAUUUUCCGAGCUCCUUGCGCCGAGUUCUGAUGGGCCAACCGAAGCUAAUAUCUCACCUCCCCUAUACGCAACGAAGCCCGGAUUUGGUUUUAAUUUGAGAUGUCUCACAAUCGAUGGAAAUGAUUUAAAAUUCUCUCCGCAGGAUACUAUUAAUCCUGAGGAGCUUUGUAGCAGAUCAAGCUUGGAUAAAGGCCAGGCUACAGCCCUCCUGAACUCGUUGAAAAGAAGUCUAGCACUUAUUCAGGGGCCCCCAGGCACAGGAAAAAGCUAUACUGGUGAGGCGAUUAUCAAGGUCCUUCUAGCGAACAGGAAGAAGGCUGGCAUAGGCCCAAUACUCUGUGUCUGUUACACCAAUCACGCUUUAGACCAACUCCUUGAACAUCUCUUCAAUGGAGGAGUAGAGCAGAUUAUUCGCAUUGGUUCGAGAUCGAAAUCGGCUGUCCUCGCCGAUUUGAACCUGCGUACUGUGGGGAAGGAUAUGGAACGCACGAAAUCGGAGAGGAAUGCUUCAUGGAAGUCAACUGCAGGUUUAAAAGGUGCAGAAGAUGAGCUAAAAACAUAUCUAACAAAACUAAAAGCCUCGACAACCCAUAAGAAGAUUAAGGAGCACAUCAAGUUCAAUGAAUCACCGUUCUACGACGCGAUAUUCGGCAUAGAAGAGGACGAGUGGACGAAAGUUACCCGUAAGGACGACCAAGCUUACUUCCUCGACUGGGUCAAUGCAGGUUCCGUGUCAGAGGAACCAGUUCGAGGCGUUGAUGCCCUGAAAAAGCAGGAUCCAACGGUUUUAACUCAACAGGAAAGGUUUGCGCUCUACACAGCCUGGGGUUCUGUAGUAGCUACCGACUUAGGAGAUGAAUUUGUCUCUCUUCUCCAUGACUACCAGGAAGCAAAGAAAGAACAUGAUACUGUGCUACGUGAGGUGGAUCUUCGUGUUCUUCAAGAAGCCCAUAUAAUUGGCGUCACAACAACUGGUCUAGCCAAAAACUUAGAUUUGCUUCGAAAGCUUGACAGCAAAGUCUUACUCUGUGAGGAGGCCGGCGAAGUCCUUGAGAAACACGCUAUUCUCAUCGGAGACCAUUUCCAACUGCGUCCCCAAAUCUCAGACUAUGAGCUUUCUGCUGCAAAUCCGCGCGGGCAGCAGUAUUCGCUGGACGUAUCACUUUUUGAGAGACUCGUUCAGCCAGCACAGCCCACGGAUUUGAGAUUGCCGUUCGAUAUGCUCGAAAUCCAGAGAAGAAUGCAUCCGUCGAUAUCUAGGUUGAUUAGAGAUACCAUAUACGAGACUCUUCAAGAUGAUGAGAAAGUCAACAAUUAUCCCGAAGUGGUUGGCAUGAAAAAACGACUAUUCUGGUUGGACCAUGAUAAACCGGAAGCGCGAUCAGAUCAAAAUUUUCCCACAAAUACAUCUCGGACAAAUGAUUUCGAAAUCGAAGUUGUUUCCGCUCUCGUAUCCCAUCUUGUACGCCAAGGGACUUACGGGCGUGAUGAUAUUGCUAUUCUGACACCUUAUCUCGGCCAAUUACACAAGCUAAGAAAGAAACUUCAAAACUCAUUCGAGCUUGUUGUCGAGGCUCGAGACCUUGAGAACCUCCAGAAAGAAGGUUUAGAUACCCCAUUAGAGGCACAUAAGCAAGAAUUGGGGAAAUGCAUACGGCUUGCAACCGUUGACAACUUCCAAGGUGAAGAAGCGAAAGUAAUUGUUAUUUCUCUGGUUCGAAGUAACUUGGAACGGCAAUGUGGAUUCUUGAAGACUACAAACAGAAUUAACGUACUCCUCUCACGGGCACAGCAUGGAAUGUACAUCAUUGGAAACUCCACAACUUAUGGUGAGGUUGAGAUGUGGUCAAAAAUUAUCUCGAUGCUGAACGAAAGCGGAUGUAUCGGCGCUAAACUACCACUUCAAUGCCCAAGACACAAACACACAUCUAUUGAAGUAUCAGAACCUGAUGAUUUUAUUCGAUUGUCCCCAGAAGCUGGAUGCAGCCUUCAAUGUUCCGAGAAACUUGACUGUGGUCACAUUUGCCGUAGCAAAUGUCAUGCGAAGCCUUUGCAUAGGGCAGUCAAAUGUCCGGAACCAUGCCCACGACUAAAGUCCUGUGGCCAUAGCUGUCCUAGGCUUUGUGGAGAUAAGUGUGAAGAAAGGUGCUCCACUGUACUUGAGGGGCAUAAAGUUUCUCUUCCUUGUGGUCACACGCUGACUUCACCUCAAUGCUGGCAAGUUGAGCACCCGGGCGAGGUCAAAUGUCUCACACGAGUAAGGAAAUACGUACCGGGUUGCGGUCAUCAUGUUGAUGUUCCCUGCUUUGAAGACAUUACCGAGAAUAGUUUCGUCUGCCCGGCACGAUGUGGUCAACAUCUUCCCUGUGGACAUGCCUGCCAAGAUUCAUGCAAAGUUUGCAGGACUCGUGGUGGGACACAUUCAUCAUGCACAUCUAUCUGUGGUCGAAGCUACAGUACUUGUAAACACGCAUGUGUUAAUCAAUGUCAUCCGGGUGAGGAUUGUGCUCCUUGCAGUAUGCCUUGCGACGAACGGUGCACCCAUACAGCAUGUUCUAAACUAUGCUCCGAGCCUUGUACCCCUUGCAUGUUACCGUGUUCAUCCAGCUGUGUGCACGGUCAAUGCUCUAUGCCGUGUUCUGCCCCAUGCAAUCGGGCAAGUUGUUCCAAUCGUUGCAACCAGCACUUAGUUUGCGGUCAUCAAUGUCCAUCUCUUUGUGGCGAGGACUGUCCUGACGCGAAGUUCUGUCAAAUUUGUGCGUCUAGAGAAAUCAAAGCUACCGUAGUUGAUACGUUGCCUGUACCUGAGCUACGUAAAUACCAUAUGAUCAACUUGGACGCGGAACCCUGCCUUUUUCUUGAUUGUGGUCACAUAUUUACAGUAUCAAGUAUGGACAGGUCGUUGGGAAUAGCAGGCAAUUGCCGGAAUGCCGAUGAUACUCCUAUUGCCAUCCAGGCUUCGACGGGACCUUUAGGAAGCUUGCGAAAUAUCUCACGAUACGGGGCUAUUGUUCGUCAGGCCUUGCUAGAAGAGUCAACUAGGAAACUUAUUAUCUGGUCUCAUACUCAGUCGAUGGAACUGGAACGGCAACUGAUUGACCAAGAGGAGAAACUUAUAACUGUUAAGAGAACUCACCGCCUUAAAGACUCGAUUAGCAGAGUAGGCAACGACUUUCAUGUCAACGGAAGCCCUAUCGACCAAUUACUUGCCAUUCACGACUGGGUUGGGCAUGGUCGGUAUGAGUCAAUCAUUCGCCUUUAUUUUACUAUAUUCGAAUACUUUGGUCAAGUUACGGCUAUAGAGAAGUCAUACCGCCAGGCAUAUGAUCUUACGAAACACACUAAUCACAUCAAUGGUUCUACCGACAAGUCCGGGUUGAUUUCUUCGGAUAUAAACACGCGCGGUCGGGUUACCGCUUACAUUUCUCUAUUCCGGUGCUAUUUUGUAGUCAUAAGCGACUUUCUACAUCUGAGAAGUCUGACCCGAUGUCAUACGAUCGUGAAGUUUAACCUCACAAAGGCAUUUGAGGAAUGCGAGCAGCUAGUUAAGCUAGCACAGGAGGCAGAGUAUAUUCAGCAGGAGGCCGAGGGCCAUAUUUUCUACUCUAGACUGGUUGCACUGGCUCGACAAGCGAAUCUCACUCACCUUUCCAAGGCGAAAGCCCUUAUUGUCGACCUGCCAUCAGCUGCACAUCUGGAAAGAGAGAUUGACGGCGUAAGGAAAAUGUUGUUUAACGGAGUUUUCUUCCGUGGUAUCUCGGUAGGAGAAAAGCGAGCUAUUUGGAAGGCAACGGCGGAAAAAGUUAGGGAAGUUGAGGCUAGCACUGAAUCUCGAGCUAUCGUAAACUGA